Messenger RNA from Mangifera indica (mango), 1009 nucleotides. Its product is annotated as peroxiredoxin Q, chloroplastic-like. Gene Ontology annotation, cellular component: cytoplasm; chloroplast thylakoid membrane. Bases 188 to 829 code for a protein of 213 amino acids. Gene Ontology annotation, biological process: cellular response to oxidative stress; cell redox homeostasis. The transcript has 4 exons. Gene Ontology annotation, molecular function: thioredoxin peroxidase activity. The record is from RefSeq and is a predicted model, not a curated record. NCBI's taxonomy places the organism in Eukaryota, Viridiplantae, Streptophyta, Magnoliopsida, Sapindales, Anacardiaceae.
CCACGCAAAACCCAAUCAAUUCUAAUUUCUAUCUCCAUCUUCUUGAAGCCUCCCAAUAAUCAACCCCAGCGCCUCUCUUCCUUUAUCUUCCUCAGACUAGAUGAACAAAUAAAACUACAUACAACACUAACUCAUUCUGAUCAAACAAAUAACAACAACCCACCUCAAGCAUUUCUCUUUCUUUUCAAUGGCUUCCCUCACUAUCUCAAACCUCUCUCUCCCUGUUUCACUUCCCAUUCAAACUCCUACAACCCAAUCUUCUUCAACCUUCUCAGUUCUCUCAAAAUCAACACAAUCCCAAUUUUAUGGACUGAGUCUCUCUUAUUCUUCCAGUGUGCUAAUCCCAUCUUCCACUUCAUUUAACACUUCCAUUGUUGCUAAGGUUACCAAAGGCCAGGUGCCGCCAGAAUUCACAUUGAAAGAUCAGGAUGGAAAGAAUGUGAGCCUCUCCAGAUUUAAGGGCAAGCCUGUGGUUGUCUAUUUUUACCCUGCUGAUGAGACCCCUGGCUGCACCAAACAGGCAUGUGCUUUCAGGGAUUCAUAUGAGAAAUUUAAGAAAGCAGGAGCUGAGGUUAUUGGGAUAAGUGGUGAUGAUACAUCAUCACACAAGGCAUUUGCAAAGAAAUACAGACUUCCUUUUACAUUGCUGAGUGAUGAGGGCAACAAGGUGAGAAAAGACUGGGGAGUGCCUGCAGAUCUGUUUGGAACUUUGCCUGGAAGACAGACUUAUGUUCUCGACAAAAAUGGAGUGGUUCAGCUCAUCUACAACAACCAAUUCCAACCGGAAAAGCACAUUGAUGAGACCUUGAAGCUUCUUCAAAGCCUUUGAAACUCAAAUUUUGGAAUGUUGUCUUUGUUUCUUCUUGUUACCACUUGCAUAUAUUCAUGUAUGAUUUAAGGAACUCUGUAAUUGCCUUUGCUGUAAAAAUCAGUAUGAACCCUCUAUUUCGCAAGGAAAUGAAACUUCUUUGACAUUUAUGAGAAUAAAAAUUGUUUUGUUUCUGAUGAA